This is a messenger RNA of Musa acuminata subsp. malaccensis (wild Malaysian banana), 1063 nucleotides long. RefSeq names its product proliferating cell nuclear antigen. NCBI's taxonomy places the organism in Eukaryota, Viridiplantae, Streptophyta, Magnoliopsida, Zingiberales, Musaceae. The record is from RefSeq and is a predicted model, not a curated record. Gene Ontology annotation, biological process: translesion synthesis; regulation of DNA replication; mismatch repair. Gene Ontology annotation, cellular component: PCNA complex. Gene Ontology annotation, molecular function: DNA binding; DNA polymerase processivity factor activity.
CCCCGGCCUCGCCCCAUCACUCGCAACCCUCUCCACCCGGAAACGGAACCCCUCUAUCCUCGGCCAGCGACAUCGCCUGAAGAAGGAGAAGAUGUUGGAGUUGCGGUUGGUUCAAGGCAGCCUCCUGAAGAAGGUGCUGGAAUCAAUCAGGGAGUUGGUCACCGAUGCCAACUUCGAUUGCUCCGCCACCGGCUUCUCCCUCCAGGCCAUGGACUCCAGCCACGUCGCCCUCGUCGCUCUCCUCCUCCGAUCCGAGGGCUUCGAACACUACCGCUGCGAUCGCAACCUCUCCAUGGGCAUGAACCUCAACAACGUGUCCAAGAUGCUCCGCUGCGCCGGCAACGACGACAUCAUCACCGUCAAGGCCGAUGACGGCAGCGACACCGUCACUUUCAUGUUUGAAAGCCCCAAUCAAGACAAGAUCGCCGAUUUCGAGAUGAAGCUAAUGGACAUCGACAGCGAGCAUCUUGGCAUUCCGGACGCAGAGUACCAAGCUAUUGUUCGGAUGCCGUCUUCAGAAUUUGCAAGGAUAUGCAAGGAUCUGAGCAGCAUUGGGGACACUGUGAUCAUUUCAGUGACCAAGGAAGGUGUGAAGUUUUCGACCGCAGGAGACAUUGGAACUGCAAACAUCGUUUGCAGGCAGAACAAGACUGUGGACAAGCCUGAGGAAGCCACCAUCAUAGAGAUGCAAGAGCCCGUUUCAUUAACCUUUGCUCUGAGGUACUUGAACUCCUUCACCAAGGCAACGCCACUCUCCGAGACUGUGGCCAUCAGUCUCUCGUCUGAUCUGCCUGUGGUGGUCGAGUACAAGAUUGCAGAGAUGGGAUACAUUAGGUUUUACCUGGCACCCAAGAUCGAGGAGGAUGAUGACAUGAAGCCAUGAGCUAACCCCCACUUUUUUGUUAUGAUCAUGAUGUGUUUCAUGUCUGCAGACCAAAGAUUAUUUGGUCUAUUUCUUUUUACUGUAAGCAGUCUAUGAAUGCUCAGAGGCAGAUGGACAAGUUGAUUGCUCUUUCUUUAUAUCUGUAGCUUUUGAUUGAAGAAAGAUUGAGGAUCCAUGCAA